Messenger RNA from Gamsiella multidivaricata, 963 nucleotides. RefSeq names its product mitochondrial oxaloacetate transport protein. The transcript is spliced from 2 exons. NCBI's taxonomy places the organism in Eukaryota, Fungi, Mortierellomycota, Mortierellomycetes, Mortierellales, Mortierellaceae. The coding region runs from base 1 to 963 and encodes 320 amino acids. The record is from RefSeq and is a predicted model, not a curated record.
AUGUCAAACGCACCCCUUCAGAACUCACCGCCACCACUCGCCGUCGCUGGCAUCCCCACUGUCGUUGCUGCAACCCCUACGCAGGUUGCUGUCAGGAAACCCUCCGCGGUGUACGGGUUCAUAGCUGCUGGUAUCGCCGCCUGUGGAGCUGUUACUAUUACUAACCCUGCAGAGGUCAUCAAAACGAGACUUCAGCUUCAAGGAGAAUUGGUACGCCAGGCACCAGGAACGGCCAGGAUCUACACGAAUUUUGGGCAGGCGUUUGUUCACAUUGCAAAGUAUGAGGGUAUCCGAGGACUUCAACGUGGAUUGGGGUGUGCGUACAUGUACCAGAUUCUGAUGAACGGCACCCGAUUGGGACUGUAUGACCCGAUCAAGCACUCGAUCCACUCGCUCUUCAAGACAGACCCCGGCACGAACAACAGCUUUGUUAAUAUUGUAGCGGGCGGAACCGGAGGUCUGCUCUCUGCUGCACUGGCGAGUCCCCUGUUCUUGAUCAAGACCCGGUUACAAUCCUAUUCGUCGCACGAGGCUUCCAGAGUCGGACACCAACAUUAUUACAAACACACGUUCGACGGACUGCGACACGUCUUCAAGACGGAGGGCGUUCGAGGUCUCUACCGCGGUGUGGACGCAUCAAUGAUGCGAACGGGUGUAGGAUCAUCAGUCCAGUUGCCUCUUUAUGAUGUUGUCAAGCAGAACAUGAUCAGGGUCGGCGGUCUCGAGAACGGAGCCCUCUGCCACGCACUGAGUAGUUUGGUCUCUGGAUUCUUCCUGGCCCUUGCCAUGAACCCGUUCGAUAUCAUCGCCACGAGAAUGUACAACCAGGCACCGGAUCCAGUGACGGGACGUGGAGGUAUGCUGUACAAGAGCCCCAUCGACUGCGCACUCAAGACGGUCAGGACUGAGGGAGUGAAAGCGCUCUACAAGGGCUUCACGGCGCAUUAUCUGCGCAUUGGGUAA